UUUCUGUAGAACAAGGAAGCUCUAAAUCUAUAGAGUUGAUGGUUAGAACCCUCCAUGCCCCAGCCCUGCUGCCUACAGGGAUAAACACAGACCAAUCAAGCCUCUCUCCUCCAAUCAAUACCUGCCUAUCGGCUAUACGUCGUAUAAAUACAGAUCGCCUCUCGUUUCUUGAGAUAAACAGCCGGUCUAGACUCGUGUAAAGAUGUGCACUUACCAUAAAAAAGGACGAUCACACAGUCUACCUAAUUGGAAUGGUAGCGAGGAAGCCAAGCUACACUACCGGCUGACCAUCAUGGGCACAGCCGGUGUAGGCAAGAGCUGCAUCAUCUCCCAGUUCCUGUACGACCGCUUCAUCAGUGAGUACAAGGAGACCGUGGAGGAAUUCCACCGCGGGGAGUACACCGUGGACGGACGCGAACUCAUUCUGGACAUUCUAGACACCGCGGGAGCACAUUCAUUUCCUGCCAUGCGCAGACUGGCUAUCUCAACAAGUGACGCUUUUGUGUUGGUUUAUUCAAUAGACGACGAAUCUUCAUUUCAAGGGGUAAAAGAUUUACGGGACAUUAUUUUAGCAGAACGUGGGGACAAACGUGUGCCAAUCGUUGUUGUGGGAAACAAAUCGGACAUUUCUAUGGAAAAAAGGGCGAUAAUGAAAGAAACUGCCGAAUCUAUUGUGUGUUUUGACUGGGGAAAUGGCUAUAUAGAAGCUUCCGCCAAAGACAAUAUUAACGUUGUCGGAAUAUUUAAGGAAAUUCUAAGACAAGCGCAUGUCGAGUUGAGUAUAACCCCAAUACCGAAAAGAAAGCGUUUUGGUUCUACAUCGUCUGAGAGCUCUUCCGAAAUUCCUUGCAAUUCGCCGUCACGGAAACGAAAUAGCUGUGUCAUUUCAUAGAGUGUAUGUAAUGUUGGUUUAUUGUUAAUAGUUUGUAUUUUUUAAUCAAAUCUAUUGUAAAUAAAUAACUUGUUUUUAUAUUUAAUUCUUGGAUCAACUAACUCAACGAAAUAUCGCUUUCCGUUGUUUUUCACUUCCAAAUAACAUGUACCUUGAUUCAAAUAACAUAUAGAAUGUAAUUCUAAACGCUAAAAUAAGAGCAAAAUAAUGCCGUAACUUUUUAAAAU
This is a messenger RNA of Magallana angulata, 1119 nucleotides long. Its product is annotated as ras-related protein Rap-1b-like. The record is from RefSeq and is a predicted model, not a curated record. Bases 203 to 892 code for a protein of 229 amino acids. Lineage: Eukaryota; Metazoa; Mollusca; Bivalvia; Ostreida; Ostreidae. The transcript is spliced from 2 exons. Gene Ontology annotation, molecular function: GTPase activity; GTP binding.